Molecule: messenger RNA, 1895 nt
Organism: Periophthalmus magnuspinnatus
Lineage: Eukaryota; Metazoa; Chordata; Actinopteri; Gobiiformes; Gobiidae
Gene: cyp2u1
Product: cytochrome P450 2U1
Exons: 5
Coding region: 121-1710 (529 amino acids)
Biological process (GO): xenobiotic metabolic process
Cellular component (GO): intracellular membrane-bounded organelle; cytoplasm
Molecular function (GO): iron ion binding; oxidoreductase activity, acting on paired donors, with incorporation or reduction of molecular oxygen, reduced flavin or flavoprotein as one donor, and incorporation of one atom of oxygen; heme binding
Source: RefSeq, a predicted model, not a curated record
AACACGGGAAGAGCAUGGCUAUUUCACUUCUUUUAUCAUUUUAACGGACAGGUUUUACUUUUACUUUACUUUUUUAAACGUUGUAUAAUGGGACAUAUUUGUAUUUUAGAAUAGGCGCAGAUGGAUUUGCACGUGUGGCUGGACUGUGCACUGUCUCAUAUAAACUUUGCAGCUGUACUUGUCUUUGUAGUAGUGUAUUAUGUCUUGGUCACGUAUCGUAAGCGUCAGAAACUAUUCGCAAAUAUCCCUCCAGGCCCCAAACCAUGGCCUGUAGUGGGGAACUUCGGACACUUUUUGAUUCCCCCCUUUGUGCGGGGUCUUUUGCAGCAGCCAGUGACGAAUAGACAGAACAUGAACGCCAUGGAGUAUUUCACUGACAUGUCUAAAGUGUAUGGAGACGUGUUCAGUCUGUUUGCAGGUACGAGCCUCAUGGUGGUGCUGAAUGGAUAUAAAGUGCUCAAAGAGGCUCUUUCUAACCACACAGACGUGUUCUCCGACAGACCGGACAUCCCAACUGUCACCAUUAUGACUAAACGGAAAGGAAUCGUCUUUGCCCCUUAUGGAUCUGUGUGGAAAAAGCAGCGCAAGUUUUGCCACUCCACGCUGAGAAACUUUGGACUUGGAAAGUUAAGUUUAGAACCCUGCAUCUUACAAGGCCUGGAUACCAUCAAGACCCAGUUGCUUCAUCUCCGUAAACACUGUGGAUCUGCUGGGAUGGAUCUGGCCCCUCUUGUAAGUAACGCCGUAUCCAAUGUCAUCUGCUCCAUGGCUUUAGGUCAGCGCUUCCACCACGACGACCAGGAGUUCCGCACUUUACUCAACCUGAUGGCACGUGGACUGGAGAUUUGCGUCAACAGCCCUGCAGUACUCAUCAACGUCUUUCCUCUACUGUAUUAUUUGCCAUUUGGCGUCUUCUGGGAGUUACGACAGGUGGAAAGAGACAUCACGGCAUUUCUGAAGAGGAUUAUUAAAACACACAGAGAAACGCUGGAUCCAGACAACCCUCGAGAUCUUGUUGACAUGUACCUUUUGGAGAUGUUGGCCCAGCAAGCUGCCGGAGAGGAAGACAGCAGCUUCACGGAGGAUUACCUCUUUUAUAUAAUAGGGGAUCUUUUCAUAGCUGGCACUGAUACCACCACUAAUUCAGUCCUGUGGAUUCUGUUCUACAUGGUCUUAUACCCUGACAUCCAAGAGAAAGUGCAGGAAGAGAUUGACACAGUGAUCGGGCAACACCAGACUCCAUCUAUGAACGAUAAGGGCAGGCUUCCUUUCACAGAGGCGACCAUCAUGGAGGUGCAGAGGCUGACAGUGGUGGUUCCUCUGGCUAUCCCCCACAUGACUUCUAGGGACACAGAGUUUUGUGGCUACACAAUUCCCAAGGGUACAGUGAUUAUACCCAACCUGUGGUCCGUACAUAGGGAUCCGACUGUAUGGGAUGAGCCUGACCUUUUUAAUCCGACACGCUUCCUGGAUCAAGAAGGAAAACUGCUCAGGAAACAGUACUUCAUACCUUUUGGGAUUGGUCCCAGGGUGUGCAUGGGGGAACAGCUCGCUAAGAUGGAGCUGUUCUUGAUGGUCACCAGUUUACUCCAGGCUUUCACAUUCAGCUUACCAAAGGGACAGUCUCCUUCUCCUCUGCAGGGACGCUUCGGCCUGACCUGGGCCCCCUCACCGUUCACCGUGUGUGUGAGCCCGAGGAGCUCAAGAUAACAUCAGCAGAGAUUAUACAAAUGACUUACAAUUUAGCCCACACAUAUCAUUGCAUAGCCACUUUUUUAACCUCUAUUGAGAACAAUGAAAUUAAUGUAAAUAAAUAUACUAUUGCUGUAAGUCUCAAAUAUGACUUAAACUAUGGCACUUUAACCUGAAUGGAUAAAGUUAUCCCAUUGCGCGUG